Messenger RNA from Quercus robur (English oak), 1290 nucleotides. RefSeq names its product ethylene-responsive transcription factor ERF017-like. Bases 117 to 803 code for a protein of 228 amino acids. Gene Ontology annotation, molecular function: DNA binding; DNA-binding transcription factor activity. Lineage: Eukaryota; Viridiplantae; Streptophyta; Magnoliopsida; Fagales; Fagaceae. Gene Ontology annotation, biological process: regulation of DNA-templated transcription. The transcript has a single exon. The record is from RefSeq and is a predicted model, not a curated record.
AUUCCAAAAACCAGACCUGUUCGCCCCCACCAAUUGAUAUCGCUCUCUCUUUUCCAUAUAGCAGAGUUGUACAACCUUAGCGCUGGGUUUUAUUGCACAAAAAAAAAAAAAAAAAAAUGUUAAAGCCAACAACAAUAACAACAAGUAGUAGCUCUAGCAGGGAAGUGCAACAACCUUCGGAGAGAAGUGACGCCAAAUACAAAGGUGUAAGAAGGCGUAAAUGGGGGAAAUGGGUGUCUGAAAUUCGGCUUCCGAAUAGCCGGGAGCGAAUAUGGUUAGGCUCAUACGACACGCCUGAAAAGGCAGCACGGGCAUUCGAUGCGGCCCUUUUUUGUCUACGUGGUCCAGAUGCUAAGUUCAAUUUCCCAGACACUCCUCCGGAUAUUAAUAUCAAUGCUAAUGGCAGGCACACUCUUAGUCCACAAGAAAUUCGAGAGCUUGCUGCUAGGUUUGCUAAUGAUGAUGAUGAUAAGGACUCGCACCCUCAAAAAGACAAUGACUUUUUGGGUGAAUCUAGUUCACACAUGGUCGUGGAUCAAUGCUACACGCCCUCUACUUCAUCUGUGUCUGAUGGGACAGUCCAUGUGGAUAGCAACAAUGAGGCCAUGGAUUGGUCAUUCUUGAGCAUGUUAGAUUCAAAUGACAUGGGUUUUAGCUCUGAUUUUGGGACUUUUUCCGGGCUGGAAAGUUUGCAUUCAGGGGAAAUGUUGUAUCCUCCAGUACUUCCAGGACCUGUUGAAGAUAAUGGGGAUGAAAAUGGUGCUGAGGCUUUUUCUCAGCAAUCUUUCCUUUGGAAUUUCUAGCUAGAAUUUCUGAAAUCUUAUCCAACUCGAGCAGACUCGUUUGCCAAUUAUUCUUCGCUUUGUAAGUUUAUUAGGCCGGAGAGUUCCUUCCCAUUCCAAGUGGAAAAUGGCCCGGUUUUUUUUGGUUGUGCCAUCUCCCUUAUACUAAGAUUUGCAAUCUCACUUCCGACCAGUAGGAUAUCCUUAAUAUAAUGGCCGGCUAAGCUAGCUAGCAAAAAUAACAAACCUUUCCUUUUUUUUACAGAUGAUUCUGGUUAUAUAUAAACUGUGUGCUCUACAAUUGUUAAUGUAAGUUGUAUCGUCUUUAUUAUCAGAGCUGAAGUACAAGGUGUAGAUCAUCAAUAUCCAAUGCAUAUAGUAGCUAAGCUAGCUAGCAAAAAUAGCAAACCUUUCCUUCUUCUUUUUUCCAGAUGAUUCUGGUUACAUUUAUAAAGUGUGUACUCUACAAUUUUUAAUGUAAGUUGCAUAAUCUUUGUUAAGUGCUGAA